UGUUGAGAGACGCCGGAAACGGGCUUUCCCCGAGGGAGCGCGGGUUUCUGUUAGUCGUGGGGGGUUUGUGGAGUGUCCAGGACGCCGUCUCCUUGAGAGGCCCAGUGACCCCCGCCAUUCCCCAGGGUCUCAGGGCGUUGCAGCGGCUUCCCCGAGGCGUCUGCACCUGAGCGGUGCCCGCUGUGCGCAGGGCGCGGACCGCAGCUCCCCCUGGCGGCCGGGAGGCCCCGCGGCGCCCACUCAUGGCGGCGGCCUCAGUGGCCGGGAACUGUCCAUUUUCGUCCGUCUGGCAUCCCGUAUGGGCACCGUGGGAGCGGCCUCUCAAAAGACAAAAAUCCUAUUCUAAGAACUCGGACACUCAGGUUCCUACCAUGGUGCUGGGUCCUGAACAGAACAUGCCAGAUGAUAAUGCGUCUGGAGACCAUGGGGACUCUGCCAGUCUUGGUGUCAUCAAUGCCGCCUAUAGCCACUCGUCUCUCCCGCAGUCCACUGCAGAGGCGGGGGAGCCCUUCAGCACCUACUUUGAUGAGAAGAUCCCCAUUCCUGAGGAGCAGCCCUCUUGUUUUAGCUUUCGUAAACUCUGGGCUUUCACUGGACCAGGAUUCCUCAUGAGCAUUGCCUACUUGGAUCCAGGAAACAUUGAAUCCGAUUUGCAGUCUGGAGCAGUGGCUGGAUUUAAGUUGCUCUGGGUCCUUCUGUUGGCUACCAUCGCGGGACUCCUGCUCCAGCGCCUUGCAGCUAGACUGGGCGUGGUGACUGGACUGCAUCUUGCUGAAGUGUGUCACCGGCACUACCCCAAGGUUCCACGAAUCAUCCUGUGGCUGAUGGUGGAGUUGGCCAUCAUUGGCUCAGACAUGCAAGAAGUCAUUGGCUCAGCCAUUGCCAUCAAUCUCCUGUCUAUAGGAAGGGUUCCUCUGUGGGGUGGAGUUCUCAUUACCAUCGCAGACACCUUUGUGUUUCUCUUUCUGGACAAAUACGGCCUGCGGAAACUAGAAGCAUUUUUUGGCUUUCUUAUCACUCUUAUGGCACUCACAUUUGGAUAUGAGUAUAUUACAGUGAGACCCAACCAGAGCCAGGUGCUCAGGGGCAUGUUCAUACCGUCCUGUUCGGGCUGCCGCACACCACAGAUCGAGCAGGCUGUGGGCAUCGUGGGAGCUGUCAUCAUGCCACACAACAUGUACUUGCAUUCUGCUUUAGUGAAGUCUAGACAGGUGAACCGGGCCAAUAAGCAAGAAGUUCGAGAGGCCGAUAAGUACUUUUUCAUUGAAUCCUGCGUUGCUCUCUUUGUUUCCUUCAUCAUCAAUGUUUUUGUCGUCUCAGUCUUCGCUGAAGCAUUUUUUGAGAAAACCAACGAGCAAGUGGUUGAUGUGUGUAGAAAUAGCAGCAGUCCCUACUCUGGCCUCUUCCCUGAAGAUAACUCGACACUGGCCGUGGACAUCUACAAAGGGGGUGUUGUGCUGGGCUGCUACUUUGGGCCUGCUACUCUGUACAUCUGGGCUGUGGGGAUCCUGGCUGCCGGACAGAGCUCCACCAUGACUGGAACUUAUUCUGGUCAGUUUGUCAUGGAGGGAUUUCUGAAUCUCAAAUGGUCACGUUUUGCCCGAGUGAUUCUGACACGCUCCAUUGCUAUCAUCCCGACUCUGCUUGUUGCUGUCUUCCAAGAUGUAGAACAUUUAACAGGGAUGAAUGACUUCCUGAAUGUUCUGCAGAGCCUGCAGCUUCCUUUUGCUCUCAUACCCAUCCUAACAUUCACGAGCUUGCGGCCUGUCAUGAAUGACUUUGCCAAUGGAAUAGGCUGGCGGAUUGCAGGAGGAAUCUUGGUCCUGAUCGUUUGUUCCAUCAACAUGUACUUUGUGGUGGUGUAUGUCCAGGAACUAGGGCAUGUGGCUUUGUAUGUGGUGGCUGCUGUGGUCAGUGUGGCCUAUCUGAGCUUUGUGUUCUACUUGGGUUGGCAGUGUUUGGUUGCACUGGGCAUGUCCUUCCUGGACUGUGGGCACACGUAUCACCUGGGCUUGACUACUCGGCCUGAACUUUACCUCCUGAAUCCCCUGGAUGCCGACUCACUCGUGUCAAGAUGACGACAGCCCGACAGAGCAGUUUAGAGCCAUUUCCCCUAAGUCCAUUUUGUGCCAAGGGUCCUUUAACAUAUCUCUGUUAGUUCAGAGGUGAGUUUUGUUCAAAGUUUUGAACAAAAGACAAACAUUUCCUCACAGGAAGGGUGUUAAAAGCAGACAGCCUAAGUGUAGGUCAGAGACCACGCACCUCAUAUCAGUGCCACAGGCCAGUUAAGCAGUUGGCCUAUUAUGGCCACAUACCCUUGUGGGCUUAUGUCUUGACUUUUUCUU
Ochotona princeps (American pika) is the source of this 2345-nucleotide messenger RNA. RefSeq names its product solute carrier family 11 member 2 (gene SLC11A2). Gene Ontology annotation, molecular function: iron ion transmembrane transporter activity; cadmium ion transmembrane transporter activity; manganese ion transmembrane transporter activity. The transcript is spliced from 17 exons. Gene Ontology annotation, biological process: metal ion transport. The coding region runs from base 243 to 2078 and encodes 611 amino acids. NCBI's taxonomy places the organism in Eukaryota, Metazoa, Chordata, Mammalia, Lagomorpha, Ochotonidae. Gene Ontology annotation, cellular component: plasma membrane. The record is from RefSeq and is a predicted model, not a curated record.